AUGAAGCGUGGCCGCCAACGCAUUCGAAUCACGGGACCUCCUCAAAAUGAAACUCAAACAGCUGCCGAGUCAUCUGCGGAUGAUAGUCCAAGUCUAAGCCCUACCGGGUUAGACGUGAGAUUCACCUUAGACCAUCAACCUAGAGGGCGCUCUACUUCGCCUGCUCCAGCAUAUCUCGCGAGGCCAAGCGUGGACUCCAGAAGGAGCUCAUCGGUCAUGAGCAUAAUGCAGAUUGAUCAGAUUAUCUCCGAUGACCGCAUGAACAUGGAAACGUAUGGGGUCUCUGAGAUACGUGAUGGCUUCUUCGACGCUCUCUUCUUAAAGCCGGACCCAGUAGAUCCAGAUGCGGUUGCUGAGCGGUCCAAAGCUGCUCUGCCCAAGGAAUUCGAAAAGAGUCAUCCGUUAUCAGCAAAACACUUUCUUCCAAGGCAACUCCAUGAGCUCAAAUCAGUGACGCACAAAGUUGCUACCACUAGAGCUGGCAUCAAGCUUCUCAAGUCGUUUCUUGCCUUUUUUAUCGCUUACAUCUUAUGUCUGAUACCACGGGUCCACGACUGGCUAGGUUACUAUGACUACAUCAUGGUGGUGUCUACCAUAAUAAAUCAUCCAGGUCGCAAUUUUGGUUCUCAAGUUGAUGGUACAGUAGGUACUAUCAUUGGUACUGCUGCCGGCCUGGCCUGGGGUAUGGUUGGCCUUUUGCUUUCAACAUCGACGAUUGACGCUAGAAAAGCGUCUGGUUGGAUCUUUGUUCUCUUUUCCGCUCUGUUCUUUGCGAGCAUUGCAUUCAUACGUUCAUUCUUUAUCCGCCUAUACCAGACUGUUCUAUGUGCAGGCAUAGCCCUCGCCUUCGCAACACUGGCGCAGACUAAUGGUAAUGCUUUCACCUGGCACAAGUCACUGCAAUACGCGAUUCCUUGGCUACUAGGUCAAGCAAUUGCACUGGUGGUAAACUGUCUCGUCUUCCCUGAUGCCGGCAACCGCCUGCUGGCAGUCGCCUUUCAUAAAUCAUUCAAUACUAUGCAGGAAUCUCUUGUUAUCCCUCGACCUAGAGAUACGGGACUCAGGAGGCGUCUUGCCAAAACAUUCAUGGACAUGUCACUUGCCUAUCGAGAUAUGAGAAUCGAUAUUACUAUCACUCGCUUCCGUCCAAAUGACGUGCGAGAGCUUCGUAAUUCAGUACAAGGUGUGGUUAGAGCCCUUCUCUCCAUGAACACGGACACAGAACUUUUUGAGGACUGGUCCAACACUCUUGAGAUUACUGUUGCAGACGACGCGGGGAGUGAAUCCGAGGUCGAAGAUUCUGGCCGUAAGGUGGCUCGGUCUCUGUCGGGUCCUACUAGGGAAGUCAUCGAUUGCUGGCGAAAGCACUUUGGCCCCUCAGCUGAUGUUUCGUCUGACAUCGUUCCUGUUCAAUUGCGCAUGCGAAACAGCCUUGAAGUCUUCGAUACUGCAGAAGAUCAUCUCCUGAGAUCGAACGACAGGCCCGAGACGUACGCCGAUCAUGGACAGGCUGUUGAAUUCCUCGUAUUCGCCAGACAUGUCCGCGAAACAGCCGGGACUAUUGUCAACCUCAUGACCAUAGUUCAGGAUAUGCAUACCAACUCUAACAGGAUACGCGUCAACCUUCCAGUAUACCCUUUUGGUAAAGCCCUAUACAGAACGAACGCACAGGUUAGACACGAUCGUGGGGGCGUCACGGCUGGCAUGUAUCGAGCGACAUUUGCGGAGAUCGCAAAACUCAUAGAAAUGACGAGAUCAACUGAGAAGCAUCACCCUCGUGAGAACUACGAGGCGGUCACUGAACCAGAAGACUGUACGGUGGUCGAGUCGAUUAUUCAUGGCGGACCUGCGUCGCAUAAAGAUAGGCUGGGUUAUAGGGUGUGGAAACUCAUGCGCCGUUGCCAGGGGUUUGAAACCAAGUAUGCACUGAAAGUUGUCAUUCUCCUUUCUGCUCUAGCUCUUCCUUGUUGUUUCGAAAGCACGUACAACUGGUGGAUGGUUUACGAUGCAUGGUGGGCUGUCUGUAUGGGAUGGAUCAUGAUCCAUCCUCGAAUAGGGGGCAACAUUCAGGACUUUUUCACUCGUGCCUCUGCGGCCAUUCUUGGUGCUGCGUGGGGUGGUGCAGCACAUGCAACGGGUGGUGGGAAUCCAUAUGUCCUGGCAGUCUUUGCUGCUAUAUACAUGAUUCCCAUGAUAUACCGCUUUACUCAGAGCACUCAUCCGCGAUCUGGUCUUGUUGGCUGUCUGUCUUUCGCCGUCAUAUCUCUCACAUUGCGCGACCACGGUUCUGGAACUUCCGUUGCAUUACUGGGAGUUUACAAGGGCUUGGUGUUUCUUAUCGGUACUAUAGCACCCAUCAUUGUGAAUUGGAUACUUUGGCCCUUCAUCGCUCGACACGAACUACGGAUCGCGCUAUCCUCAAUGAUUUUAUACAUGAGUAUAAUGUACAGAAAUGUUGUUGCAAACUAUGUUUACUUCGACGAGGGUAAAAAUCCGACCCCCGAGACUAUCAGACGUUCUGAGAUGCUCGAAAGUCGGAUGCGUGAAGGUUUUGUCAGAAUCCGACAACUCCUUGUCAUGUCACGUCACGAACUUCGCCUUCGAGGCCCUUUUGAUCCAAUCCCCUACUCGUGUCUUGCUGCCUCAUGUGAGCGAUUCUUCGAGUAUCUCAUUGCUGUUCGACAGUCCGCUCUCUUUUACAACCCAAAUUACAUCCGCGACAAUCCCGUUGCUGCUGAGAAGCUGCACAGCUACCGGCGUGAUGCAGUGGCCGCUAUCCUCGGGAACUUGUACAUCCUCGCCGUAGCAUUGCGAUCUGAGCGCAAACGUUAUCUACCGAGUGCUGCUGCAGCACGAAAGAAGCUCCUUCAUAGAACCGCCGAAGUGGCCAGAGAAAUGGAAGAAGACACUGAGGGCUAUGAGCUUGAGCGACAGAAGACAUGGAGUGAUAUAUAUAGCUACUCAUACAAUACAAGUCUUACUGGCUGUGUGGCCCAGUUGGAAGAGUUGGAGCAGUUCACGAAGCUCAUAGUAGGAGAGAAGAAGUUCGAACGCCCCUCAAAGCACAUGGAAGACGAUGAUGAAGAUACCGAUGUAUCGCCUGAGCGGCUUUGA
Fusarium redolens is the source of this 3114-nucleotide messenger RNA. RefSeq lists its product as uncharacterized. Bases 1 to 3114 code for a protein of 1037 amino acids. The record is from RefSeq and is a predicted model, not a curated record. The transcript has 7 exons. NCBI's taxonomy places the organism in Eukaryota, Fungi, Ascomycota, Sordariomycetes, Hypocreales, Nectriaceae.